Dromaius novaehollandiae (emu) is the source of this 4140-nucleotide messenger RNA. It is a transcript of the gene TMEM170A, whose product is annotated as transmembrane protein 170A. Gene Ontology annotation, biological process: endoplasmic reticulum tubular network organization. The transcript is spliced from 3 exons. The record is from RefSeq and is a predicted model, not a curated record. Gene Ontology annotation, cellular component: endoplasmic reticulum membrane. Lineage: Eukaryota; Metazoa; Chordata; Aves; Casuariiformes; Dromaiidae. Bases 56 to 478 code for a protein of 140 amino acids.
UGGCUGCGGGGCCGGAAGGAGGGCGGGGCGGGCGGCAGCGCUCCAUGGUGACGGGAUGGAGGGCGGCGAGCCGGGCGGCGGCGGGGGGCUCCUGCAGCAGAUCCUCAGCCUGCGGCUGGUGCCCCGCGUGGGCAACGGCACCACCACCUACUCCAGCCCCCUCUCCACCUUCCCAGAGAUGUGGUACGGCGUGUUCCUGUGGGCGCUGGUCUCCUCGCUCUCCUUCCACCUCCCCGCCGCGCUGCUGGCGCUCUUCACGCUGCGGCACCACAAGUACGGCAGGUUCAUGUCCGUGAGCCUCCUGCUGAUGGGCAUCGUGGGACCCAUCACGGCCGGGAUCCUCACAAGUGCUGCUAUUGCUGGAGUUUACAGAGCUGCUGGGAAAAAAAUGAUUCCUUUUGAAGCCCUCAUUUUAGGAGUGGGUCAGACAUUCUGUGUGGUGGUGGUUUCCUUUCUACGGAUUUUAGCCACUCUCUAGCUUUUCUUCAGACACUAGAGAUCAAAGAUGAAAGGAAGAGCAAAGGAUGUGCCACACGCUCAGUCUCUGUGAAGCAAAUAAUGAGGAAGCGCACCUCGAGGUGUACCUCGGUGUGUGCUUUCUCCACUGGGUAAAGGAUGCGCGCAGGCACAUUCCUGCCUCCGACAUGGUAGCGGAGUCUCUUAACUGUGACAGACAAGAUGCUCUUUGCAGAUUCUAAUGUGAAGGGUUGUGUGCCACAAGCAUACGUUGGGGAAUGUGGUUUCUUUAACUUAUGUUGCUUAUGUACCAGCCAUAAUGUCUGGGUUAGUUCUCUUAUGGCACUGCUGAAGCUGUGCUGCUAAGAGCAAGUAUUUACAGGCAAUGCUCCAAGCAUUGGAUGCUUUCCAACUGGAAUACACCAUUAUAUGGGUCUGCAGUCUGCUUUAGAUUUGGUUGAAGUUAAGGUAAAAAUAGUUAAUUUUGUUACGUUUUGGUAACACUAAGUGCCAAGUGAGAUUUUAUUUUUCUGGAGGAUGAGAAAAGGGCUUCUGGAGGAGGCUUAUGCACCUUUCACAGAUGAUGAAUUGUGGUAGUAACAGAAUGUAACUAAAAUGUGACACAGGCUGUUCUGGGGUAGAAACAUUACUACAGGAUGACAGGGUGUCUUCAGAGUUCAGUUAAUGCUUCAACCUCUUGCUGCUUUGUUUGCAGUGAAUCUGAAACUUUUUUAAUGUGAUUUUUUUUUAAAUAAGAAACUUAAUCUGUUUUUUUUCUCACCCCAUCUUUCUUGUAUCAGAUCUUGGUUAUAGUGAGGUUGGGGAGCAGCACAAGAAAAAAUCAUUUUAGAUAGGUGAAAAUGAAAUUUAUGUCUGAGAGCUGUGGAUGUGAAUGCUGAGGCAAGGGAAAUAAUCCUUGUAAAAAGGAUCACUGUUUUUGUAAACUUCUAUUACACUGAAACUCUUCAGACACUGUGCACCUUUUGUAAGAGAGGCAAAGCACAGCUGAAGAAGGGCUGCGCCCUGUGACCCAUACUAGAAAUCCCAGGGGGUGGGGGUGUGCCCUGUUCCUUCUCAGGCUUUGAAAAAGACGCGUAUUUUUAAAUUUCUUAGUUGUCUUCUUAAUUGCUGAAAAUGUUCACAGUGGUGUUGUGUAACUGGAGAUCUUCACUGAUUUUGUAAAUGUCGGUGGCUGGCAUAUUUAAAAUGCAGCAUGCUGCUUCAGUGGCUGUUCUAGCGAGGCCCUGCACAGCUGGUGCUGGGUUUUUGUGACUCAUGGUCUUUCGGGUGCAGAGGCAGUGAGUGUACUGCAUUAUAAAUAUUUAGCCCGCAGUGUCCCGGUGGAUUGUCUGCCUGCUAGUGUCCUGGGAAGUGCCUGGGUGAUUCCUGUGUUUCAGUGACGAGCCGUAUGAACAUAUCCCCAAAACUGACCCUUACCAGCAGGCAAUGUGAUCUCUCCUAAUGAACUGUUUUAAUUAUUUUUGUUUUAAGUGACUUUUAACUAAUUCUGAACUCUCCCUUCUUGCCUGGAGGCACACUAUGUGGUCAGGGCUCUCAGGUAGCUAGCUGUGUGCUUUCCGGGGGCUUGGUUUUUUUGGGGGGCCCUUGGGGAAGCUGAGGUUGAAUCCCACCAAUUUUACCGGGUGGCGUAGCCAGCCCCACGGUUUUGCUGUGGUCCUGAGCAUGGUCCUUAUUUGUCUAUUAUCAGCUGACAGUCACUCGGGUUGCUGAAAGAAGGCGUAAGCUGUGUCCACAGCAGAACGGCAGCUUCCAAGGACACACUUCCCAUCUGUGUUUUUACUGAACUUGCUGGGUUUCCAGAGCUUGCCUUUUGUACCUGCUCCAUUCUGUAAGGCCAGUUACCUUCUAUGAACUUCAUGUCCUCAGUGCUGAAACAACCCUAAACAGGGUCAUGCAUUUAUCAUGAGAAAGAAGUUCUCUUGAAAUGAUGACUCAUCUUGAAUUGUCUGUUGACAGCUGGUAGAGAAAGUUGUUCUUCAGGAGCUGUUUACUGAAAUUAGUCUAAAUCAUAGCUCAUAUUAAUCCAAGGAAUAAAGCUGUGCAAUUUAGGAAAUACUUUAAUGUGAAUCCUUCUCCUUAGGUGAGUGAGGUUCAAAGUGUACACAAAUGCUGCUUUAACCCUGCAGACUAUAUAAUGUAUAGUAAACACUGGAUCUUCUGAGUGCCCUAUGUGCUGAGGUGCUUGUAGAUAGCUGACCUUACCCUCUGGAGAAAGUGGGAGAAGGAGCGAUGUCAGGCUGGGCCUCUCCUUCCUUCUUCAGUUCUGCUCUGAGUGAAAAAGCGGGAAUGUAGGGGUGACGAUCUGUUUAGACUUCUUUCCCCUUUCCAACCUUCUAUUUCAAAUCACUGCAUACACAGCUCAUGUCCAGAGUGCCUGGCUUAAUUUAUGUGAACUACCCUGUAUUCUGCUGGCUGGAUUGAAGUCUUUUGUGAGACGUAGACUGGGCAGGUUUGGUCUUAGGUUUUAGACGACGCAAGAAACUAGUGUCUUGGGCACCUUCUCUGUUUCCUUUGUUCAUGACCUCGGUGUGUGGGGUGUCGUGGUAGCAAAGAUUAAGCUGAUUGUCACCGGGGAAGCACUUUGCCACUGUGCUGUGUGUUACAGUGUGAGGAGCGUGCAGGUGUGGGAGAGGACAGAGCAGAGGGAGAUGAAGCUGGAGAGGAUUUGUCCCUGGGCAGGUUCCCAUGCUGGAGCAGCUUAACCAGAAUGUUAAGGGCAUGGCGACCUCGCUGCUGGGGGUCCCUCGGGGGUCACAGAGACGGCAGGGUGGGAAUGGGUCUUGGCUUGGGGGCUGCAGUGGCCUUUUCCUUGCCGCUCAGUGGAGGACUCCUCCGCAGCAAUGGGGUUGAGACCUGCGGGACACAAAUCCUUGCUGUGAAGAGCUCAGAACAAGUGGAAAAAAAAAAUCAGUGGAUAAAACCACCCAGUGUGGGCUGCCGGAAAAUGGCCUGUUUCCUGCCUGUUGUAAUCUCCCAGCAUCUCUUUUGAGGGGAGUGUUUCACGUGAAAAGUUUGCAGCUUGGCUACAGCUUGGGUGUUGGGUGGCUGUACCUCGUGGGGCCUGUCGGUGCCCAGGUGUGGUGAGAUUUUCAGGGAAUUCUCGUGUAAAAGGUGAACAGUGAGAUGCUCACUUAUCUUAACAAGUCUUAGCCAGGGGGAUGAGGUCUCUGCAUGGCCCCGGUGAUCCCAGAGCACAGCAGGAAGCUGUGCAGGCCCAGCUCUCCUACAUGCCCUCUCCAAGAAAACCAGAUCCAAACCGAAAGGGCAAAAUUACAGGAAGAGCAGUUCUGAGUAGUUUUGAGGCACUGCGGUGCCACCUUGCCAAAAGCUGGGCAGAGCUUGCAAGAAUGGAAAUGGCUCCGUGUCCCGGAGCGGGCGCUGCUGUGAAGCCCUGUCCGCAGGGCCCAGCCAGGGGGGUCAGCCAAAGAAAAGCUGCCUGCGCUGGAGAAGGGCCGCUGCUGGAGCCCAGAUGCACAGUCCUGCUUUCUGGGUGUGGGCACAGUGUGUGCUGAUGUGCUUUAGGUCAGCCCGACUUUGUGCUUCACUAACUCUUGCAAGCAGUCACAAACAAAUCUUGGUAUGAUAGAAACUGGUGUAAAAUUUAUUUUUCUACUGACACGUCUAAUCUUGGUGGUGAUUAUCAGUAAAUUCUGUAAUGAUUAA